Gloeophyllum trabeum ATCC 11539 is the source of this 550-nucleotide messenger RNA. RefSeq lists its product as uncharacterized. Lineage: Eukaryota; Fungi; Basidiomycota; Agaricomycetes; Gloeophyllales; Gloeophyllaceae. The transcript has 2 exons. The annotation marks the transcript as partial. The record is from RefSeq and is a predicted model, not a curated record.
GAUGAAGAAGCUAGCAGCGCGAGAUUUUGAAGAUAUUCUACAGUGUGCCUAUCCAUGCUUUGAAGGCUUGCUCCCAUCUCCACACAAUGAGCAUGUGCUUGAUGUCCUAUAUCUUCUCGCGGAAUGGCACGCUCUUGCGAAGCUCCGUAUGCACACAGAUACCUCUCUACAGCUCUUGGACUCUGCCACCACGGCCCUCGGGAAGAAACUGCGAUCUUUCAAAUCAGGAACAUGUGCUGCAUUUGACACCCGAGAGACCGAGCGAGAAUGCGCGGCCCGUGCACGAGCUGAUGCUAGGCGUCAGGCUGGCUCUGGAGCAGCAAACCCAUCAAGUGCCGCAACAGCGUCGGGACGACGCCAUCGAACUCUGAACCUUCAACGAUACAAGCUGCAUGCGCUUGGAGACUACGUGGAUACAAUUAGGUGUCUGGGUACUACGGAUUCAUACUCUACGCAAACGGUACGCCGUGAAUUAUCUCUGCUUUUGGCACAUUGUGGUAACGACGAUUCAGUCAGAACUAGAGCAUCGAAUUGUCAAAGCGAACUAUGA